AUGGAACAUUUAGUCGAGGAUCAAGAUGAAUUUGAAAAUAUUAACUUUUACAUACACCAAACUCUUGAACACUCGUUUAAUGGCAGUAUAGGUGCUCCAGUUCAUGAAAAGUUGCGAACUGAUGCUAAAGUAUUGGAAUUUGG
Dentiscutata heterogama is the source of this 143-nucleotide messenger RNA. Lineage: Eukaryota; Fungi; Glomeromycota; Glomeromycetes; Diversisporales; Gigasporaceae. The record is from the annotation of a GenBank genome assembly.